CCCUUUUCAUAGUAUAUGAUGAUCUCAUCUCAAAUGCUGCUGCUAUAGCUACCAAUUCUCCAUUCUGAAGUGCCCAUUUCUCUGAUCUUAGUUUACCAAACCAAAAAUGGCAGCCUCUGCUUCAUCCAUGAUAUCAGCUCCUGCCUUAUCACCCACCAUCCAAAAGUCCCAAACCCAUCUCCUGAAGCCAUCCAACGUGACCUUCCAGGGUCUCAGACCCCUCACAAGGUCCAAAGUUAGCACCCUUUCCACCCCCAACAAAAGGGUCUCUCGUGGAUUUGUUGUCAAAGCAGAGCUCAACACUUCUCUGGUGAUAAGCCUCAGCACUGGUCUUUCUCUGUUCUUGGGCAGGUUUGUGUUCUUCAACUUCCAGAGGGAGAACGUGGCCAAACAAGGUUUACCUGAGCAGAAUGGACUCACACACUUUGAAGCUGGUGACACACGUGCCAAGGAGUACGUGAGUCUCCUGAAAUCCAAUGACCCUGUUGGGUUCAACAUUGUUGAUGUCUUGGCUUGGGGUUCCAUUGGUCACAUUGUUGCUUACUAUAUCUUGGCCACUGCUAGCAAUGGCUAUGACCCUUCCUUCUUUGGUUGAUUUGAUCAUGUUGUUGUUCCAUUUUGAUAGUAGUUUGUAAUGUUAUUGAUGUAUAGUUUCUCUCUGAGAUCCGACAAGUUAAGCUACUCAGGAUGCAUUUGCUACUAUGAUUAAUGGAAAUUGGAACAAUUCUGUUAA
Molecule: messenger RNA, 733 nt
Organism: Lotus japonicus
Lineage: Eukaryota; Viridiplantae; Streptophyta; Magnoliopsida; Fabales; Fabaceae
Product: photosystem I reaction center subunit V, chloroplastic
Exons: 1
Coding region: 107-595 (162 amino acids)
Biological process (GO): photosynthesis
Cellular component (GO): photosystem I; chloroplast thylakoid membrane
Source: RefSeq, a predicted model, not a curated record